Rhinolophus ferrumequinum (greater horseshoe bat) is the source of this 3483-nucleotide messenger RNA. RefSeq names its product protein BHLHb9-like. The record is from RefSeq and is a predicted model, not a curated record. NCBI's taxonomy places the organism in Eukaryota, Metazoa, Chordata, Mammalia, Chiroptera, Rhinolophidae. The transcript is spliced from 7 exons. The coding region runs from base 1133 to 2776 and encodes 547 amino acids.
GUCUGCCUGUUGCCCGGAGCUCAAGAGGCAGGAAGUCAUCCUGCGGGAGGCACACGCGGAGAGAAGCGGCGAUCGCUCGCUGGCGGACCAGACUGGAAGUACUGAGGCCUCGAUGGUUGUUUGAUUCAGCUAAGGACUCAGCUGUUUUUCCAUCUCCUCCUCCUGCCAUUCACAGUAUCAGCCUCCAUCCUAAGGCUGGAAGCCUGAUGGCCACAAUAAUUCUAGGACACAAGCAAGUUCCUGAGGAUGAAAAGGAGACAAUCUUUCCCGAUGGCCUUUUCUUAUGAGUGAGAACACUUUCCUCAGAAGUCCUGCAGUCUUCUCCUAAUGUCCCAUUGAGCAGGGUUAGAUCACCACCCCUUCCUGAACCAGAGAGUACCAAGGGGAUGGAUUACCCCGAGGCCAAGCAGACUGACCCCUGGAACCCCUGGAACCGGGAUCAGGCCCCCUGUGGGAGUGACUCUUCUGCAGCUAGAGGACUGUUCUUUGGUGGUUAGGACUGCAUCUCCAGAGGUCCCCUGCUGCGAGGACUGGCCGGCAUAGGUGGUGAAUGAGUUGCGUAUUUUCCACUACCCACUCUGGCGCCUCAUUUUUGUUCAGGGAGAGAGAUGUGGCCUCUGCUGGGAAAAUGACUGACUUCAGAGUUGGGAGGUGUUUGUUCCUUUGUAGGUUCCUGUUGAAAUCUGUAGGUAGCUGUUCGCUUUGAAUGUAAUUAAGAAAGAGGACGAAAACUAUCCAUUUGGAUCCAAGGUCUGCCUGUGAUUUCAGCUGUAGGGCUUAUCAACACUGGAAGCAAGGAAGGAGGAGGAAAUUGCACCAGAUCAGUCAGGUCCAUCUCCAGCGGUGGCUGUGGAGGCCUUGGAGUGGCGGAAGAUUACCACUCUCAACAGAUCUGCUCUCAGGACCCAUCACCUUCCCUCGGCCUGAGUGCCUCUGCCCUCUGUCCGUAUCAGUGACAGAGGCUGUGUGUUUGGCAAGGGGACUGCAUGCCUGCUGAACCGACAGUUGACUCUAACUCUUGCUACAAAGUUUCUCUCUGACCCAGUGAAAGAGUGUCAAGACAUCUGCCUGGGACAGGUUGAGAGCCAAGGCCAAGACUGUAUAGGGCUACCUAUAUAACUGGGCUUCAGCCAUGACUCGGAGUAGAAAUAAGGCCAAAACUGCAAAAAAGGCUGGUGUAGAAGCCGAAGCAAAGAGAGAGGCUGCUGGUGUAGUCAGGCCUGGAGCCAAGACCCCGGGCAAAGCAGGAGCCAAGGCAGGGUCUCAGGCAGAUUCAGUGGCAGAGACGAAGGCAGUGUCUAAGAACAAGGUUGUAAUUGAGAUGAAAGAAGGAUCCCUGGCAAAUUUCAGUCCCAAAGCUGAAGAUGCGGCCACUGGAGUAUCUCGGUUUCGUUGUGUGGCUGAGGCUAGUGUAGAGUCCAGGUCCAUGCGUAAAGAUAAGGCUGGUAUUGGUGCCUGCUCCUGGGCUGGGGAGGAGACCAGUGUUGGUUCCGGGUUCUGGACUGGAGAAGAGACUGGUAAUCGUUCCAGGGCUAAGGAUGAAGAGAGAGCUGAUCCUGGUCCCCCGUCCUGUGCUGGGAAGCUGGAGCCUGUGGUGGCCGGGGCUAGCUGCAAGGCUAGGCCAGGGGCUGAGGAGGAGGAGGAAGAGAACGUUAUCGGGAACUGGUUUUGGGAUGGAGACGAAACUAGUUUUGACCCUAAUCCGAGACCCGUGAGUAAGAUAGUUAGGCCCCAGCCUGUGGAUGAAAUUAAUGAAAAGAAUAGGCCCAAGGACUGGUCUGAGGUCACUAUCUGGCCCAAAGCCCCUGCUGUAACCCCAGCAGUGUUAGGAUUUAGAUCCCAAGUCCCGUCUGAGACAAGGCCUCCUUCAUAUAUUGUCCUGGCCUCAGCUGAGGAGAAUGCUCAUUCUUUGCCUGUGGCAGCAGUGUGCUCUUCCAUGAGCACUCCUCCAUGCUCACAGCCUAUCCCUGAGUGCCCAUUUGGUUCUGACCCUUGCAUUCAGACCAUAGAGGAGAUUAGACGCCAAAUCAGGUUCAGGGAGGCGAAUGGGAUUAAGCCAUUUGCUUGCCCUUGCAAAAUGGAAUGCUACAUGAAUUCUGAGGAAUUUGAAAAACUUGUUACCUUACUUAAGUCAACUACUGAUCCUCUCAUUCAUAAAAUAGCUCAAAUUGCAAUGGGGGUCAUUCAUGUUCAUCCAUUUGCCCAAGAGUUCAUCAAUGAGGUGGGUGUGGUGACGCUUAUUGAAAGCUUGCUCAGUUUUCCUUCCUCUGAAAUGAGGAAAAAGGCCGUAAUUACUCUGAAUCCCCCUUCUGGGGAUGAAAGACAGCGCAAGGUUGAAUUACACGUCAAGCAUAUGUGUGAGGAAACGGCGUGUUUUCCCUUGAACUCACCCGGACAGCAGUCUGGAUUAAAGAUACUAGGGCAACUGACUGCUGACUCUAACCAUCACCGUAUUGUUGCCAGUUACUUUUCAGAGCUCUUUCGUGUGCUGUCCCUGGGAAAUCGUAAAACCAGAAAUCUUGUUCUGAAAGUACUGUUGAAUUUGUCUGAGAACCCAGCUGCAGCCAGAGACAUGAUCAAUACAGAGGCAUUAGCAGCAUUAAAACUCAUCUUCAACCAGAAAGAAGCAAAGGCCAAUCUGGUUAGUGCCGUGGCCAUAUUUAUUAACAUAAAAGAGCAUAUCAGAAAGGGCUCGAUUGUAGUUGUCGAUCACUUGAGUUAUAACACACUCAUGGCCAUCUUCCGUGAAGUUAAAGUGAUUAUUGAGACAAUGUAAAAUGAGCCAGAAAUAAAAGGGAACACUUUGAACAAUCUCCAAACUCUAAUGAUAGGCUGUCUGUUCUGAAAGAGCCUUGCAAAAUGUUUUGUUCAUUCUAGUGUGCAUAUUGUGAGUUACAUCUUUAACACAGUGUUGUGGCAGUCUCCAGCUUUGAGCUAGACGUUUUGGGGGUAUCAGAUGACUUACUCCAUCGUGAGCUGAAAACGCCUGUUGAUUUUUACCUUGUGUCGAUGGGACCCUUCUUAACAUUUCACUUAAGAAGUUAGUGAACCAGUUCAUCUUAAGUAAGCUAACUUGUUCAUUAGUAUCUGCUUAGAUCCAUUUGUGGCUUCAAACGACAUAAAAGAUAAUACCCUUGGACUUAUAAUCUAGUUGCAGAAAUGCACACACAAGAUAACAGUACGUGCAAUCACGCAUACACACACCGUCACUCUCUCUGCGAAAUGUGCACUCCCAGUACGUAAAGGAGGCAAGGGUUGCUAUAAGCUGUUUAGUGUAAGAAAUUACUCUUUUAUUCUACCUACGUCAGAUAACUCAUUUCUCAGUGUGUGAAAAUACUGGGUUAUACGCUUUGAGGUUUUUAAACCGUUAAGAAACUAAAAGAAGAUCAUACUGUAAAUAGUGUGUGUAACUUGCUCUCCUCCCCGACUAACUGUGUAUCGUGAAUGUCUUUCCAUGUCAAUAAAUAACGCUUCUGCAACAUG